Messenger RNA from Penaeus indicus, 1058 nucleotides. RefSeq names its product cytosolic Fe-S cluster assembly factor NUBP2 homolog (gene Nubp2). The record is from RefSeq and is a predicted model, not a curated record. The transcript is spliced from 6 exons. Gene Ontology annotation, biological process: iron-sulfur cluster assembly. Gene Ontology annotation, cellular component: cytosol. Bases 121 to 942 code for a protein of 273 amino acids. Lineage: Eukaryota; Metazoa; Arthropoda; Malacostraca; Decapoda; Penaeidae. Gene Ontology annotation, molecular function: ATP-dependent FeS chaperone activity; ATP binding; iron-sulfur cluster binding.
ACUCCGGCAUUCAGCUGAGAUAGGAGGCGGGUCGCGGGUUGUCAUCGUGAGCGGACACUUUUCUUCGCUUCGUAAUCUUUUUUUCUGUUUGAAAAUUGAAGUAAUUUUUAUCGAGACAGAAUGGCAGCUGUGACAGGGCCAGUGCUACAGGGAGUUGGCCAAACAAUCCUAGUUUUAUCAGGGAAAGGUGGAGUUGGGAAGAGCACAGCAACCGUUCAGAUAGCAGCCACACUUCGGGCAAAAGGGCAUAGAGUUGGUAUUUUGGAUGUUGACCUCUGUGGCCCCUCAAUACCACGAAUGGUUGGGGUCGAAGGGAAGGACGUCCUAACAACUCCAGAAGGCAAUUGGGUUCCAGUCUAUGCUGAUGAAGAAAAAAGAUUAAGCGUUAUUUCCAUUGCAUUUUUCCUAGACUCAAAAACUGAAGCUGUCAUUUGGAGAGGUCCAAAGAAAAAUGCAAUGAUCAAGCAGCUGUUAACAAGUGUAGCUUGGGAUGUAGACUACCUUAUAGUGGACACUCCUCCAGGGACUUCAGAUGAACAUAUAUCUGUUAUGGAAAACAUCAAGUCAGCUCCAGUUAUGGGUGCUGUUCUUGUCACAACACCUCAAAUGGUGGCUGUGGAUGAUGUUAACAGAGAAUUGACAUUCUGCAAGCGAACAGGCAUAAAUGUACUUGGUAUCAUUGAGAAUAUGUCUGGAUUUGUGUGUCCCAGUUGUUCAGAAUGCAGCAACAUCCUUGCAACGGGAGGAGGAGAACAACUUGCAGCCAAGGCUAAAGUGUCCUUUUUAGGCCGAGUACCAAUUGACCCAAAUCUUGUCAGAUGUACAGAAGAAGGAAAAAACUUCUUAGAUAUGUUUACUAGUUCUCCAGUAAGCGAGGUUUACCGCAACAUAAUUUGCCAACUCGUAGGAGAGGACCAAGAGGAAAUGGAAGUGGAAAAUUAAAUGGUUUCUAUAUUAAUCCUCAGAUUUAGCUUUUUUUUCCACCAAAUAAUUUUGUUUAUUUGUAUAAAAUGAAGAUUAAAUGUAAUAGAAUUUGAUAAUAAAAUAAGGGAAAUUGU